AUGUUUGGCGGCACCGGGAGCGCUGGCGGCGGCUACGGCGAGGGCGGCGAGGGCUACGGGCUGGGCUACGUGGGCGGCGGCCGGCUACAGCAGUACGCGCAUUUCGCACCCCACCAGAACGUUUGGCACCACCACCACGCCGCGCACCACGACUCAUACGGUAGUGGAAGUGUGGGCAGCGUGGGAGGAGUCAGCGGCGUAGGUGGCGCCCUCUAUGGACAGAACGUGGUGAUGGGAUCAUGGUGCGCGCCAUACGACGCACUACAGCGUCCCCCUGCCUACGAUGGCGUGCUGGAGGCGUAUGAGGAGGGCCGCGAGUGCGUGAACUGCGGCGCGAACAACACGCCUCUGUGGCGACGCGAUGCCACCGGCCACUACCUGUGCAACGCGUGCGGCCUCUACCACAAGAUCAACGGAGUGAACCGGCCGCUCGUGAAGCCCAGCAAGCGGCUGUCGGCAGCGAGGAGACACGGUCAAUGCUGCACCAACUGCGGUUCUCGCAACACGACGCUGUGGCGCCGAAACAACGACGGCGAGCCCGUUUGUAACGCCUGCGGACUGUACUACAAGCUCCAUGGCAUCAACAGACCGCUGGCAAUGAGGAAGGACGGCAUACAGACUAGAAAGAGAAAGCCGAAAAAGUCAGCAAACGGUACGAAGCCUCCGCAAGAAACGGUCAAAAAAGAUGACCACAGCUCACCAGGAAUUGAUGAGAGCAAAGUGAACGCGACGGAGGUGUCGAUGGCGGGGGGGGCGCGGGGGCGCGAGGCGGCGGGCGCGGGCGCACACACACAGGCGCAGGCGCAGGCGCACGCGCACGCGGCGGCACACACACACGCGCAGGCGCAGGCGCAGGCGCACGCACACACGCAGGCGGCCGGGCAGCAGUACGCGCUGGGCGCGGCGCCCGCCUUCCUGUCGAGCCCGGCGCUCUUCAACAUCAAGAGCGAGCCCAGCGCGCCCUACGACGCCUACGCGCACGCCGCGCCCUACCCGCAGCACCACUACCUGCACGCGCUGCAGUAUGGAUUAGGCAAUGGUGAGGAAGAGGAAGGCAGCGGAUUCCUGCACCAGCGUAACGUGACUGCACACGCAAAACUCAUGGCGUCCACGUAG
Molecule: messenger RNA, 1116 nt
Organism: Parnassius mnemosyne (clouded apollo)
Lineage: Eukaryota; Metazoa; Arthropoda; Insecta; Lepidoptera; Papilionidae
Source: the annotation of a GenBank genome assembly